AUGAGCGGCCACAACGCAAAGCGGUUUCAGCACCUCUGCCUGCAUGAGCAGGUGAACUGGCAGCGGUUCAGGGAGGUGUGGAUGGCGGCGCCCAUCCAGUCCAUUGCAGAGUUUGCAACUGCCAUCGAGGCCACCACAGGCCACGCCCCAAAACUGUACUACAUGUUUGACGCUGGGGAGGAGUUUGCGACGUCGCUUGAGCAGCUGUCGACACAGCUGUGCAAUGAUGGCGUGACGGUGGCGCGGGUGUACGAUGUCAUGCUCACGUUUGCACAACUCAAUGAACCGCCACACAAACUCCACGCCUUCCUCGCAGCAUCGCUUGCGCACCACGACGCGUGA
Molecule: messenger RNA, 342 nt
Organism: Salpingoeca rosetta
Lineage: Eukaryota; Choanoflagellata; Craspedida; Salpingoecidae
Exons: 2
Coding region: 1-342 (113 amino acids)
Source: RefSeq, a predicted model, not a curated record